Molecule: messenger RNA, 1287 nt
Organism: Vicia villosa (hairy vetch)
Lineage: Eukaryota; Viridiplantae; Streptophyta; Magnoliopsida; Fabales; Fabaceae
Exons: 2
Coding region: 1-1287 (428 amino acids)
Source: RefSeq, a predicted model, not a curated record
AUGCCUAAGGAGAUUGUUACGGACCGCGACCCUGCUUUGAUGAAUGCGGUUGCAAAGAAAAUAUGUGAAAAAUAUCCCGAUUUAUUGAAAUACGUUGAAAGCACCAUUCUUGACAAGGUGAAAGAGAAGUUUGUUUGUGCAUGGACUGAUAAGGUCAGACACCUUGGAAAUACAACCACCAAUAGAGUUGAGUCGGCACAUGCUACUUUGAAAAAUUGGUUGUGUGAUAGAAAGGGUGAUUUGUGUAAAGCAUGGGACACCAUAAAUCACAUGAUUUUGAACCAACACAACGAAAUACAAACGUCGUUUGGUCGGAGAAUUACGAUUUUGGAGCAUCGAUUUAAGAACAACAUCCUUUACUCUCAAUUGAUCGGCAAUGUGUCUCGGGCCGGAUUGAAUUAUAUCUUUCAUGAGGCGAAUCGAGGUGAAAUAAUUGGUGGCGAUACUGCAAAGUGUGGUUGCACUAUUACUAUCACGUAUGGUCUCUUGUGUGCUUGUGCUAUUGCUAAAAAAGUGAGAUUAGGUGAGCCAAUAACAAUGAAUGAAAUCACUCCUCAUUGGAAGAGACUUAGUUUUGAUGAUGAUGGUUGUGUCGAAGAAGAUUCGAAUAUCUCUAUUAUUUCCGAGUUGGAAGUGAUACAAGAGAGGUUUUCGAAGGUCGAUGACUACACGAAAUUAUACAUCAAAGAACAAUUGAGGAGGAUUGGAUUUUCCGAAACAACCGACAUGAAACCGCCGUCUCAACCCGUUAAUACAAAAGGUGCUCCGAAGAAAGUGAGGUCUACGCCAAAUGACAACUCGACAACACGGUCUCCUUCAUAUUGUGAGCACGUCGACAAACUCUUUCCUGACUCACCUACUCAAAAAUCGCAAAAAUCCCAAAAGAGUUCAAACAAGGGAGUUCGCCUAAGCAAACAGCCUCCGACACCUAUUCCACCGCAAGUUCCGCAAGUAUCGACUCUGAUUCUUACACCUAUUGUUCAAAAAGUUUCGAUUCCAACACCUAUUGCGCUAUCAAUUGAAGAGGUACAAAUUGCUCCAAAAAUUCCAUUCAUUAACGAGAUGCCGAUUUUUAUGCAUAAAUACAUCGACCGGAUCGUCAAUGUGGUGGGGGACGGUAAUUGCGGAUUUCGGGCCGUAUCGGCUUUGCUUGGUAAGAGAGAGGGUGCCCAUAAGCUUGUCCGUCAUGAUCGUAUCGACGAGUUGGUGAACCAUAAAGACUCGUACACGCGGGUAUUUGGAGACGAAACCAAAUUUCAAUCGCUCAACGAACCUCUUGUUCCUUAG